Messenger RNA from Perca fluviatilis (European perch), 3442 nucleotides. RefSeq names its product zinc finger protein GLIS1 (gene glis1a). The record is from RefSeq and is a predicted model, not a curated record. Gene Ontology annotation, molecular function: DNA-binding transcription factor activity, RNA polymerase II-specific; RNA polymerase II cis-regulatory region sequence-specific DNA binding. Gene Ontology annotation, biological process: regulation of transcription by RNA polymerase II. Gene Ontology annotation, cellular component: nucleus. NCBI's taxonomy places the organism in Eukaryota, Metazoa, Chordata, Actinopteri, Perciformes, Percidae. The transcript is spliced from 9 exons. Bases 357 to 2177 code for a protein of 606 amino acids.
AGCUCGCGGUGAAGAGAGCGCUGCUGUGACAGUGGGAAGCACAAUCCGCGUACAGCCAGCGCGAGGCAAAGACCUACUAACAAGCUGUGAAUAAUGACUGGACGCAAAACGCGCAGCAUGAGAGAUGACUGACCACGCAGCAGCUUGGAACAAAUGACAGAAGAUUACACAUGCUGGGGUUGAAAUGAGAAGAUGCCAGCAGCUGAAAAUGAACCUAAUUUGAUUACAUUUGAGAAUUGAAAGAUGCUGGAGAUUGGUUUCCCUCCAAUGGAUUCCUAAAGUUGCUCCAAGAGAAUCGGCCUCAACGAUUUUACUGAAAGGAUCUCUUGGUGGAAGUCAGCGAGCGGGGGGCCAGGAUGUGGCCCCCUGACCUCGGGCCUCCAGACGUCCAGCUGACUCUUCCUGGUUUUGGAAGUGUGUUUGAGGAUGCGGAGGACCUUCAGGCGCCACCGUCUUCUGGUGGCUUCUGUAAGACCUCGAUACAUUCAGGUGGUCAGGGUGUGUGCUGUCUUCCAAGGUCUUCCCUGUCCCUGUCCUCGCUGGGCCGGGACCUCACCUCCCUGCUCAGCUGUAAGACCGCUGGAUCCCACAUAGAAAAGCCUAUGGAGGACUUUGCCACCACAGCGCACACAGAUCCUAAAAACAACACCCAAAGGUAUAGCUGUUACCCCCAGCCCUCCCUCCCUUUAUCCUAUGUGCUCACUAGCUGUGCCACUUCGCCCCCUUUUGGCUCGCCACCCUCCUCUCUUUCCUCUUCCUCCUCUUCAUCAGCUUCAUUUUUUACCUCUUCCUUGCCUCUUUCUGAUGCACCUGGUGGCAACAAGACUCCUAAUCUACAACGAAAGAUACAGGAGGAGUAUCGCUCAAUAAAACAAGAGCCUGCAGAUGAUUUCUCGCCAUGUAAGAGGGAACCGUUUCAAGUUAACAACCAGCAAGGGGAGCUGUUUUAUGUGGGCCAGCCCCUCCAAGGUCAGGACAGCACCUCACUUCAUUUCCCAAGGCUUAAUGGACCCAUAGGCCACAACCCCACAGUGGACCAACAGGACCAGCCAUGCCACUGGAUCGACUGUAGUGCCACUUACAGCAGUCAGGAGGAGCUGGUGAGGCACAUCGAGAAGGUGCACAUCGACCAACGUAAAGGGGAAGAGUUUUCCUGUUUCUGGACCGGCUGUGUGCGACGCCACAAACCCUUCAACGCUCGCUACAAGCUGCUCAUCCACAUGAGGGUCCACUCUGGAGAAAAACCCAAUAAAUGCAUGUUUGAGGGCUGCUCCAAGGCGUUUUCACGUCUAGAGAACCUGAAGAUCCACCUGAGGAGCCACACAGGAGAGAAACCGUACAUCUGCCAGCAUCCCGGCUGCCUCAAGGCCUUCAGCAACUCCAGUGACCGGGCCAAACACCAGCGCACACAUCUGGACACGAAGCCGUACGCCUGUCAGAUCCCAGGAUGCACCAAACGUUACACCGAUCCCAGCUCGCUACGAAAGCACGUCAAAGCUCAUUCAGCCAAAGGCCUUCAGGAGAGGGAGGUCAAGGUUCAGGUGCACACAAUGCUGGAAUCUGACAUAUUGAGCGAUUGUCUGGCAAGGAAGCAUCUCCACCAAGGAAACGGCUCACCUUUACCCAGCUUAGAUGACUUCACAGGUAGAAACGGUGUGUACUCAAACAGCAGCUCUGUCUACAAUAGGCCAAAUUCUGAGUUUCUCCCUCCAUCAGCAGACACCUGCUCCAGGUAUCGAAGCUUGGAGGGAAACGCCAACUGCCCAAUAUCUUCAAUUACAGGCAAAGGGAGCAUUCGAGAGGGGAACAGACCCACAUCGUUGUUCAUGUCCGCUGACGUCAGCCCCGUGAGCUCCUCGUCAGACAGAGGGGACGUCCAGCUGCAGGGUUACCACAAAACCUACAACCACCAACAAGUAUUCUCCCAGCAGCAAGGAUGUCUGUACGGAGAAGGAAAGGUUGUUCAACCGGUCAGCGAAGAAGGUUUCGAACCUGCCAGUUACUUCACAACCUCCUGCACGUCACACUCUACAGGGUUCGACUUGUUGCAGGACCUGCAGGGCCAGGCCGGGGCCGGCUACUCCAUGUCUCCCUGCUCAGACGACAGCUUCCUUUUCCAGGCGGGAGGCGUCGACCGCUGCCUCAACCAGAUCUACUCCAUCUACCUGGACUCAUGAUGGGCCGCCCAGAACCAAACAAAACUGAAUCAGUAAUCACUUUGUUUUCCUGAGGACAAAAUGCAGCUUGUACAAUGUGUGGCGGCAGACAAUCACAACAACAAUAUACUGUUUAUUCAAGGCUGAAGUUGAAUUGUUCUUCUUGACAGAAAAUAUGUCAGUGGGAGUUUUAAUGGUACAAACAAGAUGUAGAAUUGACUAGAGGCAGAGCUGCGGGCAAAGAGGAAAUCUGUUCGGAUUAUAAAUGUGAAUAGCGAGGGAGUUUUUUUUUUAUUCAGAGAUGGACACAGCAUUUGUGAGCUGGAUAGAAUGAGCUAUGAGCUUUUAUUUGCUGGUUUGAUCUGUUGGAAAGCCAUGUAGCCAGCUCUCUGGCUCUAGUGAGGUUAAAUUCUGCCUCCAGGAAAUGUCAAAACAACAAGAGAAGUUGGUAAACCAUGCAAAGAGGCUAAAACUGGGCUGACGUGGAAUGGUAUCAUGGCCAGAAAGAUGAUAAGUGUAUUUCCCCAAACAGGGGCGUAGCACAAAAUUCUGGGCCCUGUAGAAAGGCAUUUUCUAUGGGCCCCUCCCCGCAUCCACAGCUAAUCAUUCUAGCAUCUUUUUGGGCCCUCCUCACAUGAGGGCCCUGGGUACUUAGUCCCCUUUUUCCCCCCCAGUCCGACGCCCCUGUCCCCAAAAAUCAAACUAUUGAAGGUUGUAGCAUGUAACCAAAGUGUCACUGAGAAACCUCCAACUGCUUGUUAAUUUACAUUUUGCUGCAAAGAAGGGAACUGCAGGAGAACCUGUAGCAAUGCUGCCACCCAGUGUCUGAAUGACUGUAUAUAAAUGUACUUUACCGUCUGUGGUACAGAUCAGUGUGGAUGACUCCUGGGACUUAAAACUGACACACAAAAACAUCAAAAAAUGCACUAAAAUGUAUCGUCUAUGAUUUGUCUGUCAUAGACUGAGUGGUGCCAACAAAUCGGUUCAAUGUAUGUAAUCUAACAACGAACAAGACAAUAUCGUAAUCUCCUUUUUUUAUAUUGUCUCUUCUGUUCCUUCUGUUUGUUGUAUCGGUGUUAUAUUCAGUGAGAGGGAGGUGUGCAUUGUUUACAAUAAGUUCUCUGCACUCUACUACGCUGUCUCAUCACAGAGAAAAUGACCAACCAAAUGUUUACACUGAUUUUGUAGCAAUUCAGAGAUUUUCUUAUUCGUGUUAUUGAACAGUGUAUAUAGACUGUAUAAAAAUGCACCUGUCUUUUAUAUCUAAAUAAAUAAAUUGGUUUGUA